Molecule: messenger RNA, 5204 nt
Organism: Girardinichthys multiradiatus
Lineage: Eukaryota; Metazoa; Chordata; Actinopteri; Cyprinodontiformes; Goodeidae
Gene: myo1g
Product: myosin IG
Exons: 24
Coding region: 1910-4942 (1010 amino acids)
Biological process (GO): actin filament organization; vesicle transport along actin filament
Cellular component (GO): myosin complex; cytoplasm; vesicle
Molecular function (GO): actin filament binding; microfilament motor activity; ATP binding
Source: RefSeq, a predicted model, not a curated record
CAACUUUUAGGCCGCGUCCGGAUUUCACUCUGCGGGUUCGGGUUUGUUGUCGAACUGGUCUGAGGCGGACAUGACGCAACCAGUUUCGGUUUCGUCCCAUUUUCAAGUGCGAAGUGUCAGAAGUGGAGUCAUGAAAUAAGGAGAAGUAAAGUUUCCAAUGGAUUUUCCAGUUGAGGCCACUGUUAAUCUGACCCAUUUCCAGAAUGAGAGGAAGGUUCGGAGACUCCUCCAAUCACAUCAUUUUAAGUUGACGGAACUGGACCGAGGUCAGGUUCUUGUUGAGGGGUCUUUUCAGAGGCUCAAAGAUGUAAAGGUCCGUUUGCAGGAGCUCCUGGAGACGACUCCGGACUCUUCCUCGGAUCCAACAGUUUCCUCUGGAGCAAUUUUAAAUUACUACAGUAGAAAUAAUAAUGGUGAAGGCACAGGAAGACCUCCAGAUUCAUCACCCUUUUCAGGCUCAUUAAGAAGACCUUCAGAUGAUCAGACUGCAGGUGAGCCGAUUGUGAUAGAUUCUGAUGUUUAUAGAUACGCCUGGCGCUUCAGGAAACCGGAGCUUGACAACCUUCUGACCAGGCAAGAUGUGCAACCUCAUGUGAAGGAAGUGAAAGAAAGCACCAUCAUCACUUUUCAGGGUCGAAGCUCCGGGAUGGUGCUUAGUAAACUCCAGACCCUCCUGGUUGAUCUGAGCAAAUCCCUGCGGACUCAGGAAGUCCUUAAGAGGGACCUCAGCUCUGAAGGAGAAGCACUUUUAAGGAAAAUCCAGAAACAACAUUACACUUUGGCUUCAGUUCUGGUCCGUGACGUGCCCGACAGACUCUACCUCAUCGGCCCAUCUAGAGAGAGCUAUGAUCUGAAGCAGAGCCUUCAGGGGGAACCGAUCGACCAAUCCGGUGGCAGAGGAAGGACCACGGCUCCAACCACCAGAUGCAGGAGCAGCUCGAUGCCAAGGAUGAAUCAGAGGAGUUCUGCGGAAAGAAAAGGCAAAGCAGCUGCAGGUUUUUCCUCAUCAAAGAAUGAUGGACAUGAAGCAGCAGCUGCUGGUCGGAGCAGACCUCCAAGAGGACGAAGCCAGUCCGAAUCCUGUGAAAGACAACGAGAAGAAAGGCAUAAAAACCAAGUUCUGACUGCAUCUGUAGAGCCCUGUAACCGUGGUGGUGUCUUUAGUUCUUUAACUAAACCUUUGCGUCGGUUUAAAAGGAACAACAAAAGAAAUAAAAAAUAAAAAAUCACUAAUUUCUAUUAACUGAAUCCUACUGUUAAUCUCAAGGAGCAUUUUAGGAUAAAUUAUCAUCUUAAAAUCCAAACGUUUGCUGCAAUAAGACACUAAAGGAAUGUAGACAAAGUAAAAUCAGUUUAAAGUCUGCAAGAAUCAACGUUUGAUAACUUUAUAAAAUGAUUUGAAAUGAUUUCUGAUUGCAUUGACUGAACCUUGUGAUGCAUGAAAACUGGAAGCUAUGGGAACUCACAGCUGGAAGGCUUAUAAAAUAUAACAAAUAUAACAACAGCUUGAUUUUAAUGAAGGUAUUUUUACGUAUGAGUUCUGAAGAUCAUUUCUGUGCUUUUCUAACAGAAUAUCUGCACCUUCAUUGUUAAACUGAGAAACAGACGCUUAGAAACACUAUGGCUGUAAAACAUUAAUGGAAAAGAGUCAAUGUGAACGUUUAAUAGGUGUUUGGGUGUUAAUUAAAUGCAGUGAUUGCCUCUGAUGUGGUUGAUGUUGCUGUAACACCUGAGAGUAGCUUCGUGACGUAGACUGAGGCCGAUGAGGGGAAGCGGGAAGAGGAAGUUUGAAUGGCUGAUGAGGAUCUGAAAGGCAGCUGAGGUUACACAACUGUCGCUUGUCUGGUUCCUGAGGAGUGGUUUGAAACGUCGGGAAGAAGAUGAACGCUCUGCAGUCGUUCAGGAGGGGAUGGCGGAGCUGGAGGGGCUGGAGUUUGGAAAGUCAGACUUCGUGCUGCUGGAUGAGGUUAUGAUGGAGCAGUUCAUGGAGAACCUGAAGCUGAGAUUUGAGAAAGGCCGGAUCUACACCUACAUCGGGGAAGUGGUUGUGUCUGUUAAUCCGUACAGAGAGAUGGACAUUUACGGCAAAGACACCAUCGACGCGUACCGGGGCCGAGAGCUGUAUGAAAACCCUCCUCAUCUGUACGCAGUGUCCGAUGCUGCUUACAAGGCCAUGAAGAGACGAGCCAAAGACACCUGCAUCGUCAUCUCAGGUGAGAGUGGUGCAGGAAAAACAGAAGCCAGUAAAUACAUCAUGCAGUACAUUGCAGCCAUCACAAACCCCAGCCAGAGGGCCGAGGUGGAGAGUGUGAAGAAUGUGCUGCUCAAGUCCAACUGUGUGCUGGAAGCCUUCGGGAACGCCAAGACAAAUCGCAACGACAACUCGAGCCGCUUCGGAAAAUACAUGGACAUCAACUUUAACUUCAACGGAGAUCCCACCGGAGGACACAUUAACAACUACCUGCUGGAGAAGUCCAGGGUGGUCCAGCAGCACAAGGGGGAGAGGAACUUCCACUCUUUUUACCAGCUGCUGCGUGGAGGUUCUGAUGAGAUCCUGAAGUCAUUCCACCUGGAGAAUGAGCCAGGUCUUUACACUUACACCAGAGAGGGUGCUGCAGCUGCUACUUCCAACAACGAUCGGUCGAACCACAAAGCGGUGAUGAGUGCCCUCGAAGUGAUCGGCUUCUCAAAAGAAGAGAUUAGCUCAAUUUACCAGAUCCUCGCUGCCAUCUUACUUUUGGGUAACGUGGAGUUUGAGAGCGAAGGCGAGAGCGUUCAGAUCCUGGGACAGGACAUAGUGAACCACAUCUCCGAGCUGACGGCCACAGAUCCGGGCUGCGUCACCAAGGGCCUGCUUUACCGGACCGUAGCAACCGGUGGCGGAGAGGUCAUUGAGAAAGGACACACGGAGAAGGACGCCUGCUUCGGACGGGACGCCUUUGCCAAGGCCCUGUAUGAGAGGCUGUUUGGGUGGAUCGUGAGCCGCAUCAAUGGCAUCAUUGAGGUGAAAAACUACAACCCAGUGCUGCAUGGGAAAAACACAGUCAUAGGUGUGCUGGACAUCUAUGGCUUUGAGAUCUUUGACAACAACAGUUUCGAACAGUUCUGCAUUAACUACUGCAACGAGAAGCUGCAGCAGCUUUUCAUCGAGCUGAUCCUCCAGCAGGAGCAGGAAGAAUACCAGAGGGAAGGAAUCACCUGGCAGCAUAUUGAUUACUUUAACAACCAGAUCAUCGUUGACCUCGUGGAGCAGCAGCACAAAGGAAUCAUCUCCAUUCUGGAUGAGGCUUGUCUCAGUGUUGGAAAAGUGACUGACACUGUCUGUCUGGACAGCAUGGACACCAAGCUGGCUCAGCAUCCUCACUACACCUCCCGCAAGCACAGUCCCACUGAUAAAACCAUGGACUUCCAGAAACAUUUCCGCAUCCGCCACUAUGCUGGAGACGUCACAUAUUCUGUUGAGGGUUUUCUGGACAAAAACAAGGACCUCCUCUUCCAAGAUUUCAAGCGCCUCAUGUACAACAGUUCCAAUCCAGUCCUGAAGGAAAUGUGGCCAGAUGGUCAGCUGAGCAUCACAGAGGUCACCAAGAGACCGCAGACUGCAGCAACCCUAUUCAAGAACUCCAUAGUGGCUUUGGUUGAUAAAUUAGCCUGCAAGGAGCCGUACUAUGUGCGAUGCAUAAAACCCAACGAGAUGAAGUCUCCGGUGUUGUUUGACGAUGCCCGCUGUCAGCACCAGGUGGCCUACCUCGGUCUGCUGGAGAACGUGAUGGUUCGCAGGGCUGGCUUCGCCUACAGGCAGCAGUAUGCUCGCUUCCUGCAGCGGUAUAAAAUGACCUGCGAGUACACCUGGCCGAACCACCUGAUGACCUCGGACCGGGAUGCCGUGGAGGCCAUCAUCACGCAGCACGGUUUCCAGGGCGACGUGGCGUACGGUCACACGAAGCUGUUUGUUAGAACACCGCGGACUCUCUUCACCCUGGAGCAGGAGAGAGCCACCCUCAUCCCCAUCCUGGUGCUCUUCCUGCAGAAGGUUUGGCGAGGCGCUCUCGCCCGUCUGAGAUGCAGGCGGAUGCGAGCCAUCUACACCAUCAUGGGCUGCUACAAGCGCCACAAAGUGAAGGCCCACUUCUGGGAGGUGGGGCGGAGAUUUGCGGGCGUGCGCACGAUGCCGGACUACGGGAAGAGCGUGGAGUGGCCCGCACCACCUGCAGCUCUGGCCCAGUUUCACAGCAUCACAACCAUGCUACAUCGCAGGUGGUGGGCGAGGCAGAUUGUGAAGAACAUUCCUCCGUCUGAAAUGUUGGAGGUCCGAGCCAAGGUGGCAGCACUGACCUCACUGAGCGGAGAGAGGAAGCACUGGGGGGUCGGCCGAGCCUGGGAGAGAGACUACCUUUCAAAUGUGCGAGACAGCCCUCAGACCAGCUCUGCGUUCAUCAGAGUCUCCAAAGAGCUCAACAACAAAGACGGCUACAGUCAGGUUGUCUUCUCGGGCUUCUGUAGGAAGGUGAACAGGUUCAAUAAAAGCACCGACCGAGCCCUGCUCGUCACGGACAAGUACGUCUACAAACUGGAGCCGAAGAAGCAGUACAAGGUUCUGAAAAGACUUCCUUUGGACUCACUUACAGGACUGAGUCUGACCAGUGGGGAUGACCAGAUGGUGGCGCUCCACACGUCCUCCCAGGAUGACGUCCUACUGUGUCUACAGCAAGGCGAGCUGUGCCCCAACCAGGACCGAGUGGGAGAGCUGGUUGGAGCUCUGGUGGACCACUUUACACGCAUCAGAAGAGCUCUGCUUCCUGUGAAGGUCUGCCGCUCGACGCUGCAGCUUCACAUGCGAGGGAAACCCAAGAAUGUCUCGGUGGAAACCAAACCGGGCCAGACCGUGGCAGACUUCAAGAAGAGCCGAGACGGUUUCAUCCUGCUGGUUCCUGAAAAAUGAGAACAUUUUCAGCUUUACCUCGGAUCAAAACCAGGACUUUUAAGCCAGAACAGAACCGGGUUUAUUAUUCCUGAGCUGCACAGAGAGGAGGUUAAAGACUCUACUGCAAUACUUAGAUGUUUCAGACUGUUUCUGCUUUUUAUAGGUGAUUUUAAGAGUAGAGUCUAUAAGUAAAAUAAAUGGACCUUCAUAACAAUCUGCAUCCAAAUGUGUUUGGGUCGGAUCAAGAACACAGUCCUGGAGAAUAAAUUAUUCAAGCUUU